Messenger RNA from Coregonus sp. 'balchen', 9372 nucleotides. NCBI's taxonomy places the organism in Eukaryota, Metazoa, Chordata, Actinopteri, Salmoniformes, Salmonidae. The record is from the annotation of a GenBank genome assembly.
AUGGGACAUGACACUCUGUAUCCUACUACAUUAGGAGAAAUCCAUCUCCCUGGUUCUGAUCUGUCCCUGCCGGCGCUGCCUGGGAUGGAAUAUCCUGAUCCACAGGGCUCUGGCCUAACGGUCCCCAUCCUGGGGGCUCAGAUGGACCCCGUGUCAGGACUCACUGUCCCCCUGGCUGGAACCAUGGAGGACCCAGAUGGCAAAGGUGAUUGGUUGAUUGAUGGAUGGAUGGAUGGACUGACUGAUUUCCUGAUACGGAAGUAUAUUUAAUGUUUUUGAUGUAUUUGAUUGCCAUACAUUUAUAGUACAGUGGGCUCCAUAAUUACUGGCACCCCUGACUAGCAAUGCACAAACAAACAAUACAAAUAUAAACAAUAUAAUUAUAGAGAUAAACUCAAAAUACCAACAUGUGAGAAAUACGGUACUUUAUUAAUGUUUCAAUGGAACCAACCAAAAUCAUACAAUUAUUUAAUACAAAAUAAAUGUCACAAAAAUCAAAAUACCAACAUGUGAGAAAUACUGUACUUUAUUAAUGUUUCAAUGGAACCAACCAAAAUCAUACAAUUAUUUAAUACAAAAUCAAGGUUUCAUAAUUAUUGGCACUCCUCAUUUAGUACUUAGUGCAACCACCUCUGGCAAGGAUAACAGCAUGGAGUCUUUUCCUGUAAUGUUUGACAAGGUUAAGGAAUACAUUUGGAGGGAUUUUGGACCAUUCCUCUAUGCAGGUCCUUUCAAGAUCCUUCACAUUCCUGGGUUUGCACUUAUCAACUGCCCUCUUCAACUCAGCCCACAGAUUUUCGAUUGGAUUGAGGUCCGGCGACUGAGAUGGCCAUGGCAGAACAUUGAUUUUGUUGUCACAGAACCAUUUCUGUGUGGAUCUUGAGGUAUGUUUUGGGUCAUUGUCUUGUUGGAAAGUCCACCUACGGCCAAGUCCCAGCCUUCUGGCAGAGGCAACCAGAUUGUCAGCCAAAAUUGCCUGAUACUUGGUGGAAUUCAUCAUGCCAUCAAUCUUAACCAGUGCCCCUGGACCUCUGGCAUUAACACAGCCCCAAAACAUCACUGACCCACCACCAUAUUUCACCGUGGGUAUGAGGUGCCUCUCCUUGUAUGCAUCUCUGUUUCGACGCCAAACAUGCCGAUGCUGUAUCUGACCAAAACGUUCAAUUUUGGUCUCAUCUGACCAGAGCACCUUCUUCCAGUCAUAAUUUUAAUGACCUUUCACAAACUCCAAGCGCUUGCGUCUGUGUCUUGGGGUCAGAAAGGGCUUUCUUCUGAAAACCCUUCCAAAGAGCCUGUGGCUGGGGAGGUGGCGUCUGAUGGUGCUUUUUGAAACCUGGUGACCCCAAGACGCCACCAAGGCCUGCAAUUCUUUCACAGUGAUUCUUGGGGAUUUUGUUGCUUCUCUCACCAUCCUCCUCCCUAUCCUGGGGGGCAAAAUGCAUUUGUGUCCUCUACCCGUGAGGUUUUCAACUGUUCCAUAUCUUUUAAAUUUUUUAAUAAUAGCCCUGACUGUGCUCAGUAGUAUAUUCAAAUCGUUUGUGGAUCUUCUUGUAGCCAUUAUCAGAUUUAUGAAGGUCUACGACCAUCUGUCUCUUUUGAACUGCCAGUUAUUUCGUUUUAUUCAUGGUGUUGGAUGACAAAGGGAUAUUGCAUGCAUGUUACCUCAUUUUUAGAUCCUAGUGAAACAGGAAAUGAUGUAAUGGCUCAAUAUAGUUCCUUAAGACUUAGAUAAACUUAAAUAAGUGGAAUUUAAUUCCUGGUUUAAUUUUGGUAGAUGUUAUUUUCAAUCAUCUUUAAGGGUGCCAUUCAUUGUGCAACCUUGAUUUGGAGGACAUUGAUUUUUAAUUAAAUCAAUAAAUGAUUUUGGUGGGAUCCAUUGGAACAUUAAUAUAGUACAGUAUUCCUCACAUGUUGGUAUUUUCAGUUUUUCUCUAUAAUUAUAUAUUUUUUACAUUUUUCUAAGUAUUGUUUGUGCAUUGCCAGUCAGGGGUGUCAGUAAUUUUGGAGCCCACUGUAUAUCAGUAUUUCUGUGCUACUGUAUGUUGUUCGACAGGACUGGUUGCGAUUCGUUUCGGGGCCCUGACAGUGGACCCUGUAACAGGGGUAUUGGCUCCUGUUGUGGGGGUUCGCCUGGAUGUGCCCAGACAGACUGCUGUGCCUGUUACUGCUUCAUACUGCCUGGCUCUGGGAGAUAAUACCGACAGUGUGCUGGUAAGGAAGAUAAAUUACACUGGCUACUUUUCUUUUCAACACGUUUAACAUGUUGCCAAAAUGACAGGUUAAGCACACAAGGUGGCUCCAACAUGUUGCGUUUUGAUUGUUUUUCAGUCCCUUCUUCAAACAGCGAACAUAAUCAACACAUAGUGAUUGAGUUCCAUAGUAUAAAUCACGCGGGUCUCUUUUUGACUUGUUGUGCAUGCCAGCUGGAGGCCCUGCAGGAGGAGCGGUGUCUGAGGAACAGGUACUGGAAGCAGGAGAAACAGAAGGAGGAGGAGCUUCUAGCGGAUCUGGAUGCAGCUCUGCAGCACUGUAUCCUUGUGGCCACUCAGGAGGACUCUGAGCAGGUAAACUGAACUAGGCUGGGAUGGAUGGGGCUGCUCAGUCCUCAACAAACAGGAAAGGAUUUCUCUUAUGCUGAAUUGUUUGAAUGCAUACAUAUCAUUUUGGUUUAUGUUAAUCUCCCUAGUGGCGUUACUGUAUAAUGGAGAUCCUUAUCCAUUCUUUGUUUGUUUGUGUGUGUGUGUUAAUGUUUGUGUGUGUGUGUGUGUGGACAUGCCUGUGUGAGUGUGAGUGUGUGUGUGUGUGUGUGUGUGUGCACUGUAGGCCCACUGGGUGGACACCGAGAGGCAGCUGAGGGAGGCUGCAGCGGAGCUUCAGGAGUCUGGCCAGUCAGAAGCCCAGAGGAGAGCGUCCCAGCUCUCAGACCUGUCUCUACUCCUGCCUCCUCACGUUCUGCUCAUCCUCACUCAAGGUAUAGCAAGUCUGGCAUAACUUCAGUUAAUCGUUAGAGAGUGGAUUUGGAUAUGCUUAUCCAUAGCUCAAAGUUACAUUGUAAUAUACUUUUGAUUGCAUAUUAGGCUACCUUGUGAUGUGUGUGUGUGUUCACACGUGUCCGUGUGUCUUUUUUUUCUCCAAAUAUAUAUUUUAUGGAUUUUCACUUUAUUUAGAAUAAGGAAUUCAGAGGGGGAGAGUAACAGUGGAAAAAGUGGUGGCUGGGAUUGAGCCCCGGUCUCCGGUAGGGAAAUGUGGCUUAUGCUGUGUUACCAGUACACCACUCUGCACGUGUCUGUGUCUGUCUUACUGUGUUUAGGUGAUGAUAAGGAGUGGGAGCAGCAGUGCUGCUGGCAGACAGAGCUGGUGGCUGGCCUGGACAGGGUGAACGUGUGUGUGGAGAAACUGCAGCAGGACCAUGAGAGAUGGACAGCACAGAGGGGAGAGCAGACGGCAUCAAUCCAUGUCAUGGUCAGAUCUAGCAUAGUUCAAUCCGAUUACGCAGACAUGUAGAUUAAGUAAACAUUAAAAUAUAUUUCGUUUUUCUAGUGAACAAGCUUUUUAGUCUAGGACUAGGCUUAAUCUUUAUCCGGGAAACCGUCCCCUACAAUCCAUCUUCACGGUAAAGGGAUAAACAUUCUAGGGCCGGUUUCCCGGACAAAGAUUAAGCCUAGUCCUAGACUAAAAAGCUUGUUCACUAGAAAAACGAAAUAUAUUUUUUUCCCUAUUCUUAAUCUGUGUCAUGGAAACCGGCCCUAGAAUGUUUAUCCCUUUACCGUGAAGAUGGAUUGUAGGGGACGGUUUCCCGGACAAAGAUUAAGCCUAGUCCUAGACUAAAAAGCUUGUUCACUAGAAAAACGAAAUAUAUUUUUUCCCCUAUUCUUAAUCUGUGUCAUGCAACCGGCCCUAGAAUGUUUAUCCCUUUACCGUGAAGAUGGAUUGUAUAAUUUAUUAAGGGGAGUAGGAUCGUAUUCUGCAGAUGAAUGCAUGUUAAUGCACAGUAAAUGAAUGUGUCACAAUGACUCAAAAAUGAGGGUGUGUUGUUUUGAGGCUCUGUUGUAUGUCUCCCAGGAUGGGAAACUGAGACAGAGAGAAAUAUGGGAGCAGCUAAACUCCAGGCAGGCUGAACUAAAUGCUGCUCUUAUAGCGCUGCACUGUGUCCGAGAACUCUGCCAGCUCCGCGCAGAAACUGCGCAGGUAAGCACACGCAGAAAGCAAUACAUCUAAUGCUUCAGAAUUGAACUAUCUUUAAAGAGAUAAUUUACGCAAAAGUACUAACUUUAUUUUCCACUUAACUUGGCUGUUGUCAAUAAUACCCAGACCAUUUAAAAGUGUUUAUUUGAGAUACCAGUGCCAUGGGUAUCAUAAGUGGAAAAUCAUGUACAGUGAGCUCCAAAAGUAUUGGGACAUUGACAAAUGUUUUGUUGUUUUGGCUCUGUACUUCAGAACUUUGGAUUUGAAAUGAUACAAUGACUAUGAGGUUAAAGUGCAGACUAUUUUCAUCCAUAUCGGGUGAACCGUUUAGAAAUUACAUUACGUUUUGUACAUAGUCCCCCUAUUUUAGGGGACCAAAAUAAUUGGGUAUUAAAGUAGUAAAGAGUUAUGUAUUUGGUCCAGUAUUCCUAGCACGCAAUGACUACAUCAAGCUUGUGACCCUACAAAUUGGUUGGAUGUAUUUGCUGUUUGUUUUGGUUGUGUUUCAGAUGAUUUUGUGCCCAAUAGAAAUGAAUGGUAAAUAAUGUAUUGUGUCAUUUUGGAGUCACUUUUAUUGUAAAUAAGAAUAGAAUAUGUUUCUAAACACUUCUACAGUAAUGUGGAUGCUACCAUGAUUACGGAUAAUCCUGAAUGAAUCCUGAAUAAUGAUGAGUGAGAAAGUUACAGAAGCACAAAUAAGUGCAUUUUUCCCAAUACUUUUUGGGGGACAAUGUACAAAACGUUCUGUCAUUUCUAAACGGUUCACCUGAUAUAGAUUAACUUUAACUUUAGCCAAAUAGUCAUUGUAUCAUUUCACAAACAAUUGUUCACUGUCCCAAUACUUUUGGAGCUCACUGUAUAUUUGUUAUUGAAUAAACUAUCCAUUUAAUAUAGUUGACUAGUGUUGCUAUUGAGCGUAUCUUUCUAUCCAGUCUGUGUUAUCAGGUUCCUUCUGGUACAAGGAGUUUGGGCUGGCCAGGCCAACGGUCCCCAGUAACCCACUGAAGGUGGUGUCGUUGACCCAGCAGAAAGCCGUGCCUCUCCUGGAGCGCCUCAUUCAGCUACUGGAGGAGAGCAAACAGCCAAGUUUCUCCCCGAGCACCUACUGCCAGCGCAUCUCUGGUACCUCAGCAGGUGUGAAGUUGGAUUUUUCUGUCUUUUUUUUUUCUGAUGAUAAGGAUAUUGUUUCCAUAGCUUUUUUUGUCAAAUAUUUGUUCGUAGGUUUGUCAACAAAACAGACAUUUGGAUUGGAGACAUGUUCUCGUGCAUGGACCGAGUCAGUGCCUGUGGUGAAAGGUAGGCACAAUAGACGGUGGCCCUAGUGGGUCAGAUGGCUCACUUGGUUGGAGCAUGGUACCGGCAACACUGGUGUUGUAGGUUGGCACAGAAAGACUUAAAUGAUCACACUAUUCUAUGUGAUAGAACCAUUCAACUGCGGUUGCUCGUUGUUCAUAGCACUGCCUUAUCUAGUAAAAAGGGAUCCAUUUUCUAUGAGUUUCUGUCGUUAACAGUGAGAGAUAUCUAUGCAGGAAUCUCCACCCAGUCUCUGAGAGACCCAAUGAAGGCUCAGCCUCAGGACCAGGAUUCUAAGGGCCUCGGUGUCCCACAGCCCAGUCCUCCUCACUCACAGACAGCUCACAGAACGACUGCAAUCUCUGACAUACACUCACAAGGUAAGAUUAAUUGAUUCAUUUAUUCAUUAAUUAAUGACCUUUACUUCAUCAUAGGCUCUGCUGAUCAUAUUUAUGAAGAGUCCUAAUGAUGUCUCAUUCCUUCACAGAGGGCCAGCCUAUGAAAGAAUCUGUUCAGCCGUCACAUGUCUGUGUCCCCACACUGUCAGGUAAAGAACAACAUUGAAAUGGGCUGUUUAUUACAAAAUAAAGAUUGAAUAUGACUAUUAUUUUGUUUCCACUAUGACUGUGUGCAGAGAAAUUGUAAUCUCAUCUCGUUUCAAUUCUACUCAAGUGCUUUGACUAUGUCUCUACCUUGUGGGCAACACAUUAAUUGCAUAUAGUAUUUGGACAUGAAUACCAGAAGUUCCCAGGGAAGAUCACAAGGAUGACUUGUUGUAAAUGUAGCCCUGAUAUAAGUUAUGAGUGUCUCAUAAUGGCAUGUCAAUGUUUAUGUGUGACCUGCUAUGUGUGUACAGUAUGUGUCUGUGAUGAUGUUUCCCAUACAGAGGAGGAGUGGGAUAAAUUGCUGGAGCUCUCCCCACUCUUCCAGCUGCUAAAGGGUGUGGAGAGGAAGCUCAGGGGCCUGGCGCGAGAUGCAGGACUUUUGAGGGGGGAGCUCGACGGUGGGUUACACAAUAGUCUGUAUAGUCAAAUGCACAUCACGAAUGUCCUGUGAUGUGUUUGGGCCGAAGACUUGUAGAGAUUACAGAGGACCCACACACACACGAUUGCUCCACCACAUACUGCAAUAUAUAAUAACCAAACAAUACACAAUAACAAACAAAACAACAUUUAUUUUUAUAUGUACUUCUCUUGUUACCAAAUAGUUUGUUCCAAAACCCCCAAAAGAGGAAGGCAAGAAUGACACUGGCAUGGAGAAAGUCCUUUGGGAGGAAAACUAUUCAAGAGAACAAGACCUUAGAGGGGGAGCUCAGUCACUGGGUGGUCAGAAAAACAUGUGUUCUGACUAAGAACAUACUGUGCCACCUCAUUAAACUGAAAGGCUUUGUGAGGGACUCUUUCAGUCAGUCCUUGUUCAACACAAAUGUAAUAUCACACGGUAGCAGUUAAUAUUUGAGACCAACUCUGGCGUUCAAUAAGGAAACAAUAGGAAGAAGAACAUUUCAGAAACAGUAAAAGUCUAAACAGAGAAACGGGACAGGAAGGAAGACAGAUGGGAAGCUUCAUCAUGGGACUUAAGGCAGAAUGGGAAAGAUGCUUUAUUAAUGAAGUUGAGGUGAGAUUAGAUGUCAUUUUUGUGUGGAGCACUUUGAAACAAACUGUCAUGGUAUACAAAUAACUUAAUAUGCCAUUUAGCAGACGCUUUCAUCCAAAGCGACUUACAGUCAUGUGCGCAUACAUUUUUACGUAUGGGUGGUCCCGGGGAUCGAACCCACUACCCUGGCGUUACAAGCGCCAUGCUCUACCUUAUCUAAUUAUUAGAUAAGGAUUAUCAUCCACUACAUGUAGUUCAACUAGUAAUUUAACUACAUUUUGCAGUAGCUUGGUGGUAGUUGAACUAAAUUCAAAUGAAGUUAGUGUUUUCAGUAGUUAAUGACUUUUUUUGCCAUGUAGCGAUGUAGCUAGCUACUGGAACUACGUAAUCAUUUCCUUUCUUUUUCGGCAUCAGGCCUGCGUAAUUCUCACUUGAAUCAUUGUUUUUGUGUUUAAUAGGCUAAAUUACACAUUACAGUAUGUUACCAUAUGAACCCAAAGUGAUCUGUUCUUGCAAUUUGCAAUUUGUAGUCUAUGACAUUUUCGAUACAUAUGAUAAUUUUUCACUAAGUAGUUUAGAUGAAGUGAACUACUUUUUCAAAGUAACUUUAGUUAAGUAAAGUAUAUUUUUCAGAAGGGUAGCUUUAGUGUAGCUUAACUUCUUCCAGUGUGAAGUAAUUGGUAGCUUGGUAACUAUAUUUUCAGAGUUGCUUCCCAAACACUGACCAUCCAUCAUAAUCUAAUCACCCCACCACCACGGGAAAAAAGCAGCUAAAGUGUCUGACAUAGCAACAUAACACCACAGCUGCUUCUUAUCCUUCGAGGUUUCUCAACACCGUGAGUCAUUAUCCCCCUCCCUUUGGCGGUCUUUGUUUACAUUUACAUUUGAGUCAUUUAGCCGACGCUCUUAUCCAGAGAGACUUACAGUUAGUGCAUUCAUCUUAAGAUGGCUAGGUGAGACAAUGUGAAAAAUCCAUAGAGUCCAUAAUAAUAUAUGUUUUUUUCAGUCUGACUAUGAAAUUAGUCACGAAAUUACACAACAAAAAUGCAACCAAAAAAGGCCAAACCGGACCACUUGUUCAGGGAAAAUCUCAACCAGCUGUGGUUGUGAAGGAACUAGAAAAAUAUCUGAAUCAAAGUGAAAACAAGCAAAAGACAAAAGUAGUGAGGACAAAAUAGCCGUUGCCAAAAAGACAAUCCCCUGUUAACGACUGCUUUGGUGCUUUGGUAAUUAUUACCAAAUGUCCCACCCACAACACUCAAUACAACUUUACUUGACCUAAAAUGUAUACUUUCAAUUGUGAUAAUACACAGCCUUUGAGAGUUCCUAGACUACUUGUGCUACGUGAAGUGUGAAUAGGAAACCCAGCAAGCAGAACUGGUCAACUGGAUUUAUGGAUUGUUUCUGUAUUUCAGGCAGAGGGACCUCUUUUAUUGACUAUCUGGAUGCACAGUGGGAGUGUGAAGGAGAGCUGCGCCUUCUCGACCCAGAUAGUCUUAAUCCCAGAGAGUUCCUGGUCUACCAGCAUGGACUAUUCCUACUGCAAACACUACAUACUCUCAAACUGGUUAGUCACUCACCUUCUCUCCCACAUACUGAGAGAGGUUAGUGAUGGGUCAUAGUUCAAAGCAUUGUUCAACUCAUCUUUCCAGUCAAAAGGAGAUUAAUUCAUCAUUAAAUGUGAAAAGUAUUUUUCUUUGUCAGUGUGAAUGUUCUUAGCACCAAUUGUUAAUACUUUUCCUCUCAUAGACUCCAGCAGUGUCACUCCAGAUAGCAACUAGUCUUCCAUCCAAUAACUACAAAUACAACGCCUUCCGAAAUUCCUUCUUUUAUCAGGUGAUGUCCCAAUUUCCGCUGUGCGUGUGUGUGUGUUCGUGCAUUCAUGCAUGCGUGCAUGCGUGAGUGUGUGCUUAUAUGAGAGAGAGAGAGAGAGAGAGAGAGAGAGGGAGAUUACAUUUCUAUUUUGGAAAAAAAUAUGCAUUGGGGAACAGUGUGCAUGUUGUACAGAGAUAUGAUAAUCAACAUCAAUCAAAUCUAUUUCCCUUUAGGAUUGAAUGAUAGCUCUGAAUCUUGCAGUUUAGCUUCUGACAUUUGUGAUGUUAACAUGUGUGCCACAUCUGUUUGCUGCUAACUGAUGUCGUGUGUCAGUAGGAAGCUGAGCAGACAGUGUUUGUGCGUCGCCAGAGACUGCAGUCAGUGGGAGGAUUCUCUCUGCUCCUCUUGCACUGUCUGUCACACAUCGCUGUUGGGGAUAUGAGCGUCGACUCCAGUCCUACCUUCCAACGGGCUUUCUUCAAG